Molecule: messenger RNA, 2634 nt
Organism: Phytomonas sp. EM1
Lineage: Eukaryota; Euglenozoa; Kinetoplastea; Trypanosomatida; Trypanosomatidae
Source: the annotation of a GenBank genome assembly
AUGCCAACAUCCCCCUCUCCAUGGAAUGGGAACCGCCGAUCCCCCCCUCCCAUCAAGAGCCCGCGGGAUCGGCAUGCAAACUCCCCUCCUCACGUCGACGGCGGCAAGCGGACAAUCGAACGCGCGAUCAGCGGCUCCCACGUUGCGGAUGUCAACCUCACCUUCACCAUCGACGGCGCCCCUCGGGCAGUCGCAUGUGUGAACGACCGAAUCGUCUGGACGGCCGACACGGAUGGCGGGCUUCGGGUGCGGUCGUUCCCGAAAGGGACGGUCCUCAAAGACGUCGCAGGGCGUGUCGGCAGCUCCUGUAGCGCCCUCCUCUACGUGGCGCUCCAGCACCAAAUGUGGGCCGCCUUCGAGGAUGGCACGGCGCGCAUCUACGACAUCCCAACCUGCGCCCUCGUCAACGAGUUUAUGGUGAACCCAAAGUCCAGACUUGGUAAGGAAAAUAAAAUCCAUGUCUUGGUGGAACUUGAGGGGUGUGUUUUCAUGGGGUGCGAGGAUGGCUGCAUUGUCCAGCGUAAUGCCCUGGACUCGCGGCUGGAGCGCCUCCUAAGAGGUCACCGAGGCGGUGUGCAGGCGCUGGCGGUUUACGUGGGACCCACCGGAUCCGUCGUCUUCUCUGGCUGCAGCGAUGGCUCGGUGAAAGGCUGGGAUCCGUACAAAAAUGAGGACGGUGUGGACCGCGACGCCACGGCUGACGCUGCGUGCAUCCAUACCUUCCGAAAAGGGGGCGCGCGGCCCUCUUCUCCAGCGCUUUCUGGCGCAAUCCGUGCCCUGGAAGUAGUGCCGCAUACGAAUCGAAUCUGGUCCGGCGGGGAUGACCACACAGUGCGCGUGUGGAACCUCGAGACGCUGAGAUGCGAGGCCGUCCUUCAGGACGCGCACGCCGCCCCGGUGACCUGUCUUUUGGCGCUGGCGUCUCGUAUGUGGACCGGCGACGCACAGGGGUGUCUCCUGCUGUGGGAUAUGGCCUCCCUCACUGUCCUGCAAGAUCUCUCGAGCCGCGAGCAGCUCGACACUGGGGGUCUAUGGUUCAUCAAGAAGAUGCAGCCCUCGAUGUCGUGGAAGGUGUGGACGGCCGGCAAGAAGGGGGGGGUGCAGUGUUGGAAUGCGGAGGCGUCACCGAUCCUGUUUCACGGGUCUCAUGUGACCCAGGCGGGGCAAGCGCGGUCGACAGGUGAGUAUGGAGGCAGCAGGAGCCCAAGCAAGGCCGAAACGUGGGCGUUGCUCGCACAAGAUGACACCGAUAAUAUGCCUUGUGAGUCUGUUGACAUUGCUCAGCUUGGCUUCAAUUUAGCAUGCGAGAGGGGCCGCCUCAGGUUACAACAUGAACUUCAGGUUCAUCAACUUUUUGAGGAAGAAAACGCGUUUUUGAAGAAACGAGUCCAGGAAUUGGAAGCUGAACGUGCUGCGUCUUUGUCAUCACAGGAAGCACAACGACGCCAACCCUCAAAGAGCACUCUUCGCUCCUCCGAGGGCGACAUCGUUUCGAUCCUGCGCCAUGAGCGAGAAAUCAUCGAGAAGGAACUUGAGCUUUUGCGGGACGAGAAUUACGCCCUGCUGCGACUUCUCGAGCAACACACGGAGCGUAGGGAAGAGGGAAAGUAUACACAGAAGGGUGCUUCCCAGGUAGUAAUGGAGCAUCGGGUGAGAUCUGAGCUCAGACAGGGUGAUGCUCCACGAGGCAGCCCGGCGCUGUCUACGUCGGUAUCAUCGUCACCUUCCGCACGGCGGCAUGGGAGCAGCGAGAAUGUUAGCACGUUGCGAAGCGCAGGCCGUAGUGUUCGACAAGCGGCCCGUGAUCCAGAAGAUCACGGAAGCAGGUUUGCUAAAGAGAAAAAGGAUCCACUGCAUCAGUCUUCUCAGACUGAGUUUCGCGAUGAAGAUUUGCAAGCGCACGUUGACGACGACCUGUCGAUGCUGAAAGAUCAGUGCGACGGGUACCAAGCACAGAUUAGGCGUCUAAUUCAAGAAAAGGAAGAAUUGCAGCGCGCACUGACUGACGCUGAACAAAAGAAGAUGCAUAACGUAAAGCAGAACGAUGAAGCCCAGCACAUGAGGAACGUCGUGAGCUCUGCACAGAAGGACAAUUCAACGACUCUCGUGCCCACUGAAGUUGCAUCCCUGCGUGAAGAGCUGGGCAAGGUAAGGCUGAUCUGCGCUAAUAAGACCGCAGCUCUGUUUAAGCUACAGAAAGAAAUUGGUGUGUUGAAGCGUGCAGGGGGGACACCUCGUGGUCGUGAUGUGGCUUCUCAAUCGACAACUCCCUCUCUGGAUUCCCACGCAGAUGCCAGCCAUGGAGAGCCCAAGUCGACGCCGUCCCCAGCACCGAAAAUUGGACACGCGGCGCGAUCUUUCGCAACUACUACCACCACCGCCACUGUAAGCGAAGAAAACAAAUUCCUACAGACUUCACAAGAUAAGCAUCGCGCCCCUGCCCCUCCGGUUGAAGCCAAUCUCAGUCCGGAGGCUCAGAACCUAGCCUUGUCAGUGCGCCUCACAGACGCAGAGUCUGUUAUCACAGAGUUAGAGGCGCUGCUAAAUCGAUGCGUAAAUCAGCUAGCUGAAGAACGGGAAGCGAGGCAUCGUUUGGAGCAAAGAAUUAGUGGACUCGAGGCCACGAGCACAUGA